This is a messenger RNA of Dunckerocampus dactyliophorus (ringed pipefish), 3737 nucleotides long. RefSeq names its product gastrula zinc finger protein XlCGF57.1-like. The transcript has 3 exons. Gene Ontology annotation, biological process: regulation of transcription by RNA polymerase II; central nervous system development. The record is from RefSeq and is a predicted model, not a curated record. Gene Ontology annotation, cellular component: nucleus. The coding region runs from base 193 to 2664 and encodes 823 amino acids. Lineage: Eukaryota; Metazoa; Chordata; Actinopteri; Syngnathiformes; Syngnathidae. Gene Ontology annotation, molecular function: DNA-binding transcription factor activity, RNA polymerase II-specific; RNA polymerase II cis-regulatory region sequence-specific DNA binding.
GGUACGGUUCAUGUAGCUCGACAGCGAAGAUACUGGGCUAGGUGGCUUUAUUUACGAUUAAACAGUUAGAUGUAUUCAAGACAAAUAUAGUAAUGAUAACCCCAGAUAUUCGUUUUUUCUGAAAGCUCCGGAACGGAAGUUGAAUAUGUAGCAUUGUGCUAUCUGAAGUAAAGAUUGAAGACGUGAAAGCAGAUGAACCACCGCUAUGCUAAGAUGGCGACGUCCAGUCAAAGAGAAGGUGGAAGAGAAUCAGCGCCACCAACUCCCAGCAAAUCAUCAACGGAGAAAAAGCCCCAAACUGCAGAUAACGACGUCCAACAUCUGAUUGGUCCUCAAGAAGAACAUCCUACUCAGCCGCAGGGGGGGAACUCCACAUUGAAGAAGGAGGAUUCACAGCCCCCCCACAUUAAAAAGGAAGAUGAGGAACUCAGGAUCUCUCCAGAGAGAAAGUGUCUUCUAGGGCCGGAAGAGGCUGAUCUCCCCAAGUUGCCACUGACUGUUGUCUGUGUGAAGACUGAAGACCAUGAAGACAAACCACCUGAGUCCUUACAUUGGUUGUGUCCUUCCGACGUCCAGCAGCUGAUUGGUCAUCAAGGACAUCAACCCCGUCAACCACAGGGGGGGAGCUCCACUUUGAAGCAGGAGGAGUCACAGCCCCCCCCAUUUAAAGAGGAAGAGGAGGAACUCUGGAUCACUCAGGACAGAGAGUGUCUUCUACCCCUCAAGAAGGCUGAUCUCACCAAGUUGCCACUGACUGGGACAUCCCUGAGCAGGGAGGCAGACUGUGAAGACGUCCAGCAGCUGAUUGGUCCACAAGAAGAUCAUCCCACUCAGCCGCAGGGCGGGACCUGCACUUUAAAGCAGGAAGAGCCACAUUUCCCCCACAUUAAAAAGGAAGAUGAGGAACUUAGGAUCACUCCAGAGAGAAAGCAUCUACUCGGGCUGGAGGAGGAUGAUGUCACCAAGUUCGCUGGUGCCUCUGUGAAGACUGAAGACCAUGAAGACAAACUACCUGAGUUCUUACGUUGGUUGUGUCCUUCAAACGUUCAGCAGCUGAGUGGUCGUCAAGAAGAACGUCCCCCUCAGCUGCAGGGGGGGAGCUCCACUUUGAAGGAGGAGGAUUCCCAGCCCCUCCACAUUAAAAAGGAAGAGGAGGAACUCUGGACCACUCAGGCGGGAGAGCGUCUUCUCUGGCCAGUGGAGGCUGAUCUCACCAAUUUGCCACUGCCUAGUGUGUCUGUGAAGACUGAAGACCAUGAAGACAAACCACCUGAGUCCUCACAGCUUCAACACAGUCCGAAUGAGAACAGAGGGGCGAAGCCUCCAAGCAACAGAUCACCACAACACAUGACAACAGAAGCUGAUGGAGACCACUGUGGAGGAUCACAAGCAGACAAGCUCUUAGCUCCACUAUCAGAUAGUGAUGACACAACAUCACACUCUCCUCACGAUGAAGACUGGGACGGCACACAAGGGUCAUUGAGCAACGAUACAGACUGUGAAGGUGAUAUGAAGACUCAAACCGACAACAAACACCCUGAAUGCUCUAAAAAGAAGACGGGUAAAAAAUGUGUGACCUGCUCAGUUUGUGCAAAAAACUUUUUUUCUAAGAGAGAUUUGACUCGACACAUGCUGACACACACAGGAGAAAAACCCUUUAGUUGCUCAGUUUGUGCUAAAAGCUUUCCUUUUAAGUGGAAUUUGAGUCGACACAUGCGGACACACAAAGGAGAAAAAUCCUUUAGUUGCUCAUUUUGUGCUAAAAGCUAUUCAUCUCAGGGUGAUCUGACUCGACACAUACGGACGCACACAGGGGAAAAACCUUUUAGUUGCUCAGUUUGCGGUAAAAGCUAUUUAUCUAAGCGUGAUCUGACUGGACACAUACGGACACACACAGGAGAAAAACCUUUUAGAUGCUCAGUUUGCGAUAAAAGCUUUUCUUUGAAAUGUAAUUUGAGUCAACACACGUUGAGACACACAGGAGAAAAACCUUUUGAUUGUUCUGUUUGUGGUCAAAGAUUCUGUCGAAAGUCACAAAAGGUAUUACACAUGAGAAAGCACACAGGAGAAAAACCUUUUGGUUGCUCAGUUUGCGUUAAAAGAUAUUCAUUUAAGGGUGAUUUGACUCGACACAUGCUGAUACACACACAACAAAAGUCUUUUAUUUGCUCAGUUUGCCCUAAAAGGUUUUUAUGUAAGAGUAAUUUGACUCGACAUAUGCGGACGCACAUGGAAAAACCCUUUGUUUGCUCAGUUUGUGGUAAAGGCUUUUUAUAUAAAGGUGAGUUGACUCAACACAUGCUGGCGCAUACAGGAGAAACACCUUUUGGUUGCUCAUUCUGUGAGAAAAGCUUUUCUUCGAAGUGGUCUUUGAAUCGACACAUGCAGACACACACAGGAGAAAAAAUGUUUGGUUGUUCUGUUUGUGGUCAAAGAUUCUUUCAAAAGUCACAAAUGGUGUCCCACAUGAGAAAGCACACAGGAGAAAAACCUUUUGGCUGCUCAGUUUGCGCUAAAAGCUUUUCAUAUAAGGGUGAUUUGACGCGACACAUGUUGACGCACAUGGGAGAAAAACCCUUUGGUUGCUCAGUUUGUGCUAAAAGAUUUUCUCAGAAGUGUCAUUUGACUCAACACAUGCUGACACACAGGAGAAAAGCAUUUUAGUUGCUCAGUAUUGUGCUAAAAGCUUUUUGGGGGGAUAUAAUUUAAUGCAUAUUUAUUAACGUGUUGUCUAUAAAAUACAACAUAUAUAACUGAGGGUUUUCCUACUGACACUGUGAAAGCGUAACAUGUCUAAAUUGUUUGACUUCCAACAAUAUCAAAUUAAAAGCACACAACGAAUACAGGCUCACCACUGGUAUAAGCCUGGAGCUUCUUAUCCAGAGAUAAGAUUAUCCCAUCGUUCGUGGAUGUGUGGGUAACAGCCAGUAUCCUAGCAUGAAUUAACUUGACGUGGCAUAAGUAUGAACACAAGCACUCAAUACACACAUAAUAGCGUCAUCAAAGGUCACCUUUAGGCAUUCACACACAGCAGCAGUGUUUGAAAACAACAACGUGGUGAAAGAAGAACAGGAAAAAUAUAAAUGUCUGAUUUGUGGCAGUAUCCGAGAAACGUUCACUUUGUCUCCGAGCACACAACUGUGGUGCCUUCAAGGACUGGUGGUGGGAAUAGGUCCUGUGGGAAACAAUAAAACUAAAUGACACAAGCAUGAUCUCUUUAACAGUGUAUUAUUUUUCCAAUAAAAUAAUAGCUUUUAUUCCCAAAAUUGAUAUGCUUUUAAAUAAAAUUCAAUGUAAUUAUUCACAAAACAGUUUUUUAAAACGUCAUUAUUAUUAACCAGUUUAGUGCAAACACAGAUAACUUCAGCAUAUAAACAACCUCUAGCAAGCAACUCUGACCGGGCCAAAGCAGUAACACAUGGUAUUGGAGUUUUUAUAGCUACGAGAUUAGAUCCAUAUUAUGUUGUUGAGAGCGCUGGCUUUAAGUACAGUGAUGGAAAAAAUGAUUUCUUCAGUUUCUUGUUCAUUUUGUCCAUGGAUCAAUAAACUGACGAAACAAGGGCGGUCUAAUCAUUUUUCCAUGACUGUAUAUGAUUAAAGUUGUUGAACCUCGCUACGAAAUACCAUCAUGUCCUCACGUUAGCCAGAAAGUUAUACCAGCCCUUUAUGAAAAAGUGAUGUUGUUAAUGAGCUAUCAUGUGUCCGCUAUUUCUCUUAUGACAGAUUGUUGGACUUCA